This is a messenger RNA of Saccostrea cuccullata (small rock oyster), 3829 nucleotides long. RefSeq names its product high affinity cAMP-specific and IBMX-insensitive 3',5'-cyclic phosphodiesterase 8A-like. Gene Ontology annotation, molecular function: 3',5'-cyclic-nucleotide phosphodiesterase activity. The transcript has 5 exons. The record is from RefSeq and is a predicted model, not a curated record. Gene Ontology annotation, biological process: signal transduction. Lineage: Eukaryota; Metazoa; Mollusca; Bivalvia; Ostreida; Ostreidae. The annotation marks the transcript as partial.
GCUGUUCUUGACCAGUUGGACCAGGUUGCUUGUUUGAUAGCUGCUAUCAUACAUGAUGUGGACCAUCCAGGUUACACCAAUGCAUUUCUUAUCAACGAGAAAAAUCCUCUGGCCCUUAUGUAUAAUGACCAAGCUGUUCUUGAAAACCAUCAUGCUGCCCUGGGCUUCCAAUUGUCUUGGAAAGAUAACACUGUCAACAUCUUUAAAAACCUAAGUCGGGAUGAGUACACCCCACUAAGGGAGACCAUCAUUGACAUGGUGCUGGCUACAGAGAUGAAACAACAUUUCGAACACCUAAACAAAUUUGUUAGUUGUGUAAACAAAAGCACCCUCAAACUAGAAGAAACCUCAUCUAUGAGUGGGACAGGCUCUCCAGACAGCAUGGCUAUUAUAAAUCAGAUGUCAACCCCAGAAAACCGUUGUUUAAUAAAGCGUAUGUUGAUUAAGUGUGCUGAUGUAAGCAAUCCACUUAGAACCACAGAAAUGUGCAUCGAAUGGGCCAAGAGAAUUGCUGAGGAAUAUUUUAUACAGACUGAUGAGGAGAAGAGGAGGAAGUUGCCUGUGGUGAUGCCAGCAUUUGAUAGGAAAACCUGCAGCAUACCAAAAUCUCAAACCAGUUUUAUAGACUUCUUCAUUAAUGACAUGUUUGAUGCUUGGGAUUAUUUUUGUGAUAUUCCUGAUUUAAUGAGCCACCUACAAGAGAAUUACCGGUACUGGAAGGAGAAAUCGGAGGAGGAAGCAUCGUGAUGCUAAGGACGCUAGUUAUGUUUGGACUUCCUGGUUCUGUGAGAACCGGGCUGACCUAGGAUAGAAACUAGAGUACCCUGAAGUAGGAACCAGAGUGACUAUAGACCGAACUCUUGUGACCAUUAGUGGUACAGGUUACUGUGAAUUGGGCGGUUUCUGCUAUUUUACCUCAUUCUUGUAUGGACACAAGUGCCAGCAUUUAGACUUCAGCAGGAUCCAAGUGCGGUAACCCUAACACCAGGAGUGGAUGUGAUCAUUGAAGACAUUAGCAAUGAAACUCAAUGAGGAACAUCAUGGACUCUAGGAGCGAACAUGCAGUCAUUUCUAUAUUUUUGUAAAGAUCUCAUAGUUGUAUUUUGUUCACACAAAACCCAGCCAAUAGUGCUAUUGGUGUCUUGACUACUAUGUGUAAGAUAUUAUGGUUUGGGAGAUUCCUGUAGGAGACACUAGCAUUGUUUGUGUUAAAUAUUGUUAAGUUAUUCCUAGGCUCUGUUGCUUUUGUGAUAAAACUCCUUUUAAACAGGGGUUUUGUUCGAGAGUUGGUUGUACUCUUGUUUAUUAUUGUUAAAUUUUUAAUAUUUAUAACUAGUUCAAAGUUUAUUUUGCCAAAAUAUUUAAGUAAAUUUUUAAUUCUAAGGAAGUUAGAAAAUGUUAUAUAAGGGUAUGUAGCUUUUCAAUAAUUUUUCAUAUAAUGAAUGUCCUUUUAUUUACAAAUAUUAAGGGUCUUUGUGUUUUUCACUUCAUUAGUAACAGAAUUGUUUUUAUGGCACCAUAAUUUGUCACACAAAAUACACAGCCUUGAAUUGCUCAAUUUGAGGAAAGAGUAUACAAAAUGUUAAGAAUACAAAGUUUUCCAUGCUGAGCAGAUUUAUUUCACAAUUAAUACAGCACAUUAUCAUACUUUGAAAAAUAUUUAGGUUAGACAUUAUCUAAAAGAUAGAUAUUUUUGAAACACUCUAGCAAUUAAUAUAUUACUCAUCUGAUAAUACAAUAUUGAACCUAACCCUUUAACUAUUCUUUUUAACCAGCUUUUACAUAGUUAUGUAGAAAUAAAUGUUUUCUAAAGAAAUAUAUAUAGAAUAAGAUGAAAUAGACUUAGUAUUUAAACUCUCAUUUUAUUUCUUCAUUCUUAUUUCAAGGAAAGAAUACAACCAAAGAAAACAUUUAAUUUUUCUCUGUUUAUUAAAAAAGCCAAGAAAGUUAAAAUUCAUGCAUAAACAAUUCAGGAACUGACGGUGUAACUGUUUUAAAUAUUGCCUUCUUACAAAAUGAAAGUGAGCUUUAGAUCUAGUCAUUCCCCCCUUUAUUUGUUUGCUUAAUUAAUGUGAUAGAUUGUUGUUCUGUGAUUUUAUAUUUGUGAUUAAUGAAAAAAUGGCAGACGUGUGAUAUAAGUUACAAAUUCUGUUGUGAAAAUGCAUUUGCCAAAAAAGAAAAAUGAUAUAUUCCAAUUAGAUUAUAAAAGCUCACAUGUAUUACUCUACCCACUGGUGGGUGCCAAAAUAGAAAAUGUUGUACCUCAAUUUAUUAAAGUGAUACCACGUUGCCCAUUUAGAAGUGACUAGCAUUUGAAUAUGCUCAAACUGUUUUUUUUUUGUUUUUUUUAAUGUGAGAAUGUUUUCCUCGCUGUCAUGUAUAGUGAGCAUAGAAUGAAUGUCCCCAGGUGUCAAGUAUUGUAACUACCUUAUGUCUGUCAAGUUAUAUAACCAGAUUAAUGUAGUUCAUUAUCUCUAUUGUUCUUGUCGAAAAAUAUCACCUAUUGUGUACCUUAGAAAUGUUAUGUCUAAUUUAUUCUAUAUGCAUACAUUACUCUUGUAUUUAUCUUUUUUUUGCGGCUGAAAGUUUGGAAAUCGCCAGGAAUUUCCUUCAGGUACUAUAGAAUUUGAACUGUAAGGAUAUGGAUUCCACUAUAUUCUUACACACUUUGUUAACAUAAUUACCUCACUGCCUGGGCAAACAUUUCUACAGCAUAGGACUAGGAGGGGGAUUCCAGACAACCUGACUUGGAUUGGGGGAUUAGAUAUAGUAGGACCAGUGAUUCUUUUCUGUCUUGGACUUCUGUAUCUUGGUCGAUUCCAUCCAAUCAUCCGUCCAUCUAGGGGGUCAAAGUUAAAUAGGUUGUCUUAAAGUCCAUCACUAUCAAACAAUCUUACAAUUUGAAUGUUAGCAAUAGUCUUAUACUGAAUUUUUAUCAAGAACAUUAUACUUUUAGACUGUGUCAGUGUGUUUUUUAAAAACCGGUUUACGUAUUAUUAUUUGUUUAUUUUUGUACUAGUAGUUCAACAAGGGUAUAUGGAGGAUGGAAAUUAAGAAUGGUGAGGAGUUCUAGGACCCCUACCAGUUCAGUAUUUGGGAGUGUAUUGCUAAGGUCAAAUUUCCAAGGUCAAAGAGAAUGGGAUUUCAUUUUCGAGAUCUGAAAAAAACGUGAUCCCUAUGAUAUCCAGGGAACAAUGAGAAACGUACUCUGAGGGUAUGGGUUAUGUAUGUGUAGCUAGUUGUUAUCAAUAUCAUCAUAUGUAAUGUUAUACUCCCUGUAGAUAAAUUGAUAUUUGCAUUUUAUUUAGAAUUAUUGCGUUUCAAUUAGAUAUUAAAAAAACAUUUCUAUGUUAUAAUGAGGCUUGACCGAUUUUCUUCAAAUUUACACCUCUAUCCUUCAGUGAAGAUGUGCAGAAUUUAACAAGAAAAUAACUCCUCAAGACACAGAUACAUAUAUCCAUAUUGUAAACUUUUUUCUAGUUAAGAAUUCUUAGUACAAGCAGCUGCAAUUAUUAUGUGUAUGGACAAUUAGUGAAGUGCCUCUACAAUAUUGAUUGCUUUCACUCUUAAUAGGGCAUUUAAUUACUGAAAUAAUUUAAUAUGAAAGGAUUACCUCUGUAUAUGUAAGUAAGCUUUUAAACUGAUACAUUGUCUUAAAUGUUUAUUCUCCCAGUUUGUAAACCACAGUUGACAUUGGCGGUAUGUCCUUCCGGGGUCAUCCUGUAUGUAUUUUGGCCAAUGAUUGGAGAAAAUCCUGCUCACUCUUACUGCUGGACAGCUGUACAAAAGUUUUGUUAUGAAAAAUGUGUAAUAAAUUAUAUGAAAUGUU